This is a messenger RNA of Populus euphratica (Euphrates poplar), 3429 nucleotides long. RefSeq names its product UPF0503 protein At3g09070, chloroplastic-like. NCBI's taxonomy places the organism in Eukaryota, Viridiplantae, Streptophyta, Magnoliopsida, Malpighiales, Salicaceae. The transcript has a single exon. The coding region runs from base 156 to 1859 and encodes 567 amino acids. The record is from RefSeq and is a predicted model, not a curated record.
UUGCAAAUCCCAAAUUUAGAAGGGGUUUAUUCAGGGGUUCUCCAUCAUUUUCCACUUAACCAGCCACCCUCUACUCGCUCCUACACGCUUUUGCUUAUUCUAACCCUUCUCCCUCUCUCAAGCAUGAGCUUAGCUUCCACUCCACACCACCAGCCAUGACUCGACCACCGCAACCUCACCCCCCAAAGCACCACCACCCUUCCUGCCACCGUCACCCUUCCAAACCCAUUACUGGAUUCUGCGCCUCCUGUCUCCGAGAACGCCUCGCCGGCAUCGACCCUGACACCCACCAAGAAACCCCCGUGACCCAUCUUGCCGCCGAACUCCGUCGUAGCAAAUCCUACUCCAGCACCACCACAAGAAACAACCCCAACAAUAACAAUGCCGCCGCCACUGCCACCACCUCUGAGCCCCGCCGCAAAUCAUGCGACGUUGGACCAUUUCGUAACACUCUCUCUGAUCUCUUCCACGUCGAUGAUAAAAGAAGAAGCUCCUCGAUUGAAAAGACAAAGGGUUUUGAUUCAGGGCUUGAAUUAAAAGAAGAGGAGAAUUUAGGAGAGAUUAGGGUUUCUGCGCAGGAUGCGAAUAACAGUGAAGGGAAUGUGGAGGAUCUUGAAGAGGAUGGAGAGUUAAAAACAAUGAAAGAGUUUAUAGACCUUGAAUGGGAGAGAAAGAAAACUGGAGGGAGAGAUCUCAAGGACAUUGCGGGGAGUUUUUGGGAGGUGGCUUCAGUGUUUAGUAAGAAAUUAGGGAAAUGGCAGCGAAAACAUAAAAGGAAGGAGAAGAUAGAUGGUGGAAAUCUUGGUGGUUUGGUGAAAAAUGAGAAGUUGAGUGUCAGGAAAUUGAGAGAGACGCAAUCAGAGAUUGGAGAGUAUGGAUUUGGGAGGAGAUCUUGCGACACUGAUCCAAGAUUAUCCAUGGAUGUGGCACGGUUGUCUGUUGAUGAUUCUCACUAUUCGUUCAAUGAGCCUAGGGCUUCUUGGGAUGGAAACUUAAUUGGUAAAACUUAUCCGAGGCUAACUCCAUUGGUUUCGGUUAUGGAGGAUGUCAAGUUGCCUAGUGGCGGUGUUGAGAAUGCAAAGGAGAAUGAUAGUCUGAAGAAUGAAGGGGAAAGUAGUCCUGGAGGUACGAUGGUAACUAUGAAUUAUUAUUCAGAUAGGAGGAGGAAGAGUUUUGAUCGUUCCGGAUCUAAUAGGAGAGUGGGGCUAGGGGAUGAAGAGCUUAAAUCAAUGUCGAAUGCCAAGGUGUCUCCUGAAACAGUUGGGUUAUUCCAUGGGGCAAAGUUGUUGGUCACAGAGAAAGAAUUGAGGGACUCAAAGUGGUACUCUCUCAAAGAUCACCGUAAGGAGAAUGUGGAUGCCGUUUCCAAAUCUGUUAGUUCUUUUACUGGUGGCGGGGUUAGUAAGAAGGGUUUCAAAUUCAAGAAGUCGCAUAAGUGGUAUGGCGUGUGGAAUAUUUGGGGUUUGAUGCAGAGGAGUAGUCAGAGCAAAUGUGGAGAUGAGGAGAGCCGAGUUAGUGGACAUGCGGUUGAUGAGCCAAUACCAGAGAAUUUGAGUGGUGUGGCCGAUGGAGAAGCAAACAGUAUUGGGAGCCCGAAGCUUAUUCGGAGCUAUACUGUGAGUGCAAGGGAUUCCUGCCAGAUGGCUUGCAGUACAAAUGGUGCUGAGAGUAAAGCGAAUGGCAUCAAGAGAGGGGAAGAGCUUUUGCUGCAGCGGAACCGGAGUACCAGGUAUUCUCCAAACAACCUUGAUAAUGGCCUGUUACGGUUCUACCUGUCACCAUUAAGGAGUUAUGGAAGAAGCAAAUCUGGAAAGAGUAGGCUAAAGAACACAAAUUCCAUGUCAAGGAAUGUUUUGUAAAGGUGCAUCAAUUGUUUCAAAGAAAUCUGUUGCUGUAAAGACACGAGUUAAUGCGAUUCUCCCUGUUCAAUAGAUAAAAAGACAACAUAUUUGUCACCUGUUCUCUGCUGAAAACGUGUUUCUGAUAAUGCAGCAAUGAUAAUCAGAAAAAUCUUUGUUUCCAUUUAGAUUAUGUUCAAGAAUGGUGCUUGUUUCUUUUUGUGAUAUAUUCAUGUGGAACUGAAGUGUUCCUGAAACUUGUUACUAAUCACUCCCUCUCUAUAGUAAAGUAGGCUCUGAGCCUUGGAAAUGCAGUUGCCUGUCUAGAAAGAUUGCGGGUGACUUUUGGAUGAAUGGAAGCAUUAUUACAGACAGGGAUGCAAGCAAAUUAACGUAUCUGGCACAAGGCUUGGGUCAAGUUAACUUGAUCCUCGACCACUGUUACUAGUAGUACUAUAAUUAGAGAAAGGAAUCCAGUUUUACAUGUUUCAGAGUGUUAGACCAUGUGGUUUUUGCUAGUUGAGAUUUGAAAAACUCAGCGGAAAGAGUCUGCACUGAUCACUGGCCUCCAUUGUCUUAUUAUUACCAGAUUAAAUCUCUACAGUGAAAUCAGUGUCAAAGCUCUCCUUGCGUAGCUGUGAAUUUGUAACGCUCUUAUCUAUGUAAGUGCAAUACAUUUGAUGCACUUAAAGAAGAUUUCUGGUGCUUAGAUGUCUUGCUCUUCACUACGUGGGAUUGUGCUUCACGUGUAUAGCUGCAGGUUGCCGGUAGAAGAUCUUGCUUUUUAGCUUUUUGGUGCAGGGGAAGAUGCUUUCGCAUAAAGGAUCCAAAAUUACUUCUGUGUCCUACCAAAUGCUGCCAAAACACAAACCACUUUGUUAUAUCCUAGUCCACUCACUUUUUCUGAUAAAAAAUAAAUAAAUUAAAAACGGACAUGACUUUUGUUGACUGUGAUGCUCUCUCAAUAUUCUAGAACUCUUGCUGCACACUUUUUAGACAUUUAUCCAGUCGGCUGGACUGGUAACUGAAGUCUUCCAACUUCCUUGUUGAUAGUGGAUGGGAUGGCUGGUGCGGUUGCUUCACUCGGGCAGCAGCUUCAAUCCUAUACCGGAAGGUUGUAAGAUCAGAUGCGUUGAUUAGGUUAAAUCCCCCUCAUCUCUACCUUGUACCGCGGCUGCUAAACGGUAAGCUUUUGUGGGGCUGCGUAUCCAACCCAGGCACCUUGUUACAGGUUUCCAGUAAUUGCUUCUCUGAUGAGUCAUCAUGUUCAGCGGACAGAAUUGAUUGGUGGGAUCCUGUCGGGGUUUUUAGUAGGAUUCCCCAAUUUCUGCCGAGCAACGCCUGGGCCCUGGAGACUUGAACGGUAGUGUCUUAUGCCUGCGUCCCAGCGAGUGCCCCUGACUGACGAGGACCUACUGCUUCCCGUCGCUAUAUAGCCACAUAAUUCAACGCAACCACCGUCAUCAUUAGUUUGAUAGUGGUCAAGCAAUUUCUUGCACAAGUUGUUCCCCCAUCUCAACCCUUGAAAAGGCUAAAAGAUUGUCCUCAACCAGAGGUGAUAAAUAGCAGAAGUUAGUGUUUGAGUUUAAAA